Molecule: messenger RNA, 2967 nt
Organism: Varroa destructor (honeybee mite)
Lineage: Eukaryota; Metazoa; Arthropoda; Arachnida; Mesostigmata; Varroidae
Biological process (GO): macroautophagy
Cellular component (GO): phagophore assembly site
Molecular function (GO): ubiquitin binding
Source: RefSeq, a predicted model, not a curated record
GAAGUGUUGUGCUCUGCUAUCGAUAGUAAUAGGAACAGCUGCAGAUCGAACGGGCGCCUCUUUGGACCUUGUAUGUGGGGCCUGAGGUUAACUGCUGCUCAGCUGAUUUUUGUUGCAGCUGCGCGCAAUCUGUGCUUGUAGGAGCUACAGCGGCCGUCUAGUCGCCUUGUGCUGGUGCUGCGAUGGGUGAAUGGACGAGGAGGAAGGGUUGGUUGGGACAUCUGUUCUGGUCCUUCUGCUAAAGCUCUUGUUGGAUUGAAAUGAUGGAAUGAAUAGCAGGCAGCGCAGUGCUUAGAAGGAUUGUCAAUUUACUUUCGUGCAACUAUUGGUCGGAUUUACUGCUUGUAGAGAAAAGGUACGCUUUGAACUGGCGACAGUUGAAAACGAACGUAUACGUACUACUCAUACGAGUAACUGCGCGUCGGUUGACGUGUCCACUAACCAGAAAUGUGGCAGCAUGGUCGGCGAUUGUAGCGGAUGCGUCGUCGGUCAUGCGCCUACAAGGUCCUGUUAGCUCGUUUAAUACCACUAGCACUAUGGUUCGUUGUUGACUUCGGUUCGCUUCAAUGUGGCAGUUUGUUACUGGCGGAACUAUUCCACUUGCCGGUUAGUUGUUGUGACACGCAAACGAUGACGCUAUCCUUUGUGUGGGUGACGGUUGUUAUUUGAAAAGAUUAAUAUCCAACUCGACCGCCAAAUCAGACGACAUUUCCAGUGCGAGUUCGCGUAUGUGUGGUGCCCGUGUAACCGACGGAACAUGAGAUGAAAAUAAUGUGCGAAUUCCGUAAAAGCUGUAUUGGCCAAAUUCAAUUAAAAAACGUGUAUCGAAUCAUACAUGUUUGUCAAGACCCGAUAUGGUGGUAAUGUGGAAGUCGAUUUAAGAGGCUUUAAUCUAUUUUAUGUCAUCGAAGUUGUACGAACUCUAUAGUGAUCGGUGAUAUUGAAGAAGUUAUCCAUCAAUUAUUUUCGGCCAGGAAACAAGUUAGUCGCUCACGAAUCCGUCGGCGCAAGGGCCUUACCCUAGCUGGACAACCGUGAAGGAAUUGUUCGAUAUAGCAACGUCACUUGAAUAGUGGCUAGCGCAAGGACCUAUUCUAUUAUGUGGUAUUGCGUAUCGCGUGUCCCGUCAAGUCAAUGGUCUGAGUGCUUGAAUUAAGCGCGGGCACAGAUGGAAAUGUUUGCACUGUAGCAUGUACACUGUUAAGUACUUAAAAAAGAACAAAGAUAAAAACGGGCGUAGAUUUGCGAUAAUAUUAUUCCUAGUCAGGGUUCCACUAGCGCUGACGAAUGAUUUGUUCACAAUACGUUUACAAAACUAAACCCAUUGUCAAGUUAGUCCGAGUUAUAAGUAAACGAACGCUUCACAGUUCAUCCUGAGAACAGAGCAAAAUUUAAUCAUACCAGGAGUGAGAUUUGAUGCGUUUUUCGCCUUGUUUCAACGAAGUUCGUAUUGGAAACUAGGUAUCGUUAUAUCAAAUAAUGGUUAAUACAGUGCAUGAUCUUGUACUGCUAUUAUUUAGAUGCUAGAAAGAUGUACACAUCGUAAAUGCUCACGUUGAAACUAAUGGCCACUUUUUGCGCCAAAGCUCAUGUGGAUAUAACCAUAUAAGCUUUGGCGCAAGUAAUAUAAUCAUAUCGGUAAAACGAACCAGAUGUGUUCAUAAUGGAAAGAGUUCAUUUAUUUUGUCCGUAAUAUUGCAAUUUCAGUAACCAUUGAAAUAAUUCUAAUGGUAUACGUUGUGAAAAUCAUAGAAUCAGUUUCGUUUAAGUUGCCAACCAAACUAUACGAGGCCGAUAAAUUUCUCAGUUAUCCGAUCUCAGUCCCAAGUGAAUCCGUGCAGCUGCAUGAGGAUGACCCAUCGAUCCUAAUUCUCCUUCAAUUUUUUCAGCAAACAAUCGGCUUCUGUGUUACUUACCUCAUAAACCACGAUGGAGCGAGUAGAGGUGCGGUUAAACCUUGAGGUUCCUCCCAAUUCUCGGUUAUAUGAAGUUCGGCAAUUAAUUUCUUCUCGUUUUGAAAAUGUGCAUUGGCUUGAUUUAUGUGAGGAUGAUCACCUAGUUGCAGAAGAUCGGCGACCUUUGAUCGCUUCGGUGUCUCGAGUGAGCUCUGAUUUGGCCUGUGACUUCAUAGAAGACGAGACCUUUCCAGACUGGAGCGUGGUUGAACCUUCCGUGGAUAUUGAAAAAGGCUGGAGAGUACGGAACUCGGGAACACGUGACUGGCCUGAAGGAACUUGUCUACGACAAUGCUGGGGCGAAUUAGGAAUGUCACACACGGCGUUGGUCCCAAGGCUUAAGGUGAAUGAAGAAGGCGUUAUCCGGGUACCCAUCUCUCUGCCAGCCCAUAACGGUCAUUACCAAGUACAUUUUCGAUUAUUUCACCCGGAUCAUGGUUACUUUGGGCACAAACUAUGGUGCAAUGUCAUAGUCCGCGAAGACAGCUCCGUCCAGGAUAUCUCAAGUGAUGUGCUUGAUGAACUGGAGGUAGAGUUGCCUGCGUGUUUCGACCUCGAAACAACGCCCCCGUCAAGUCCAGCUGUUCAGCGAGCAGCUCAGAGCAGAACUUGUGCGGGAGGUGACUUCGGAAAAGAAGGAGCAUCUUCACGCAUGACACAAGGACCAUCGAUGGCCACUGCCAUGCACUUUCGGCACAAACCGCGACAGCAACAAUAUCGCUUAGAGGCGGAGGCUCUUCCAGAGGCAUUGUUAACGGGAGCGUUAAGCGCCUGUUCAUCGAUCUAUAACGCGGCUCGCACUUUAAUCGAACCCAGAAAAAAGGACGGGUAUUUACGCAGAGGAAUGCAUUCUCCUAGCCCAGAUAGCGACCGGUAACAGGUGCUUGAUAAUCAAACGUUAUAUAUCAUACACAUAUAUGCAAUGCACGUAACCAUGCAAAUAUUUUCUGAUGGCACUGGCCAGACCUGUAAGCAAAUAAAGCUGUUGGCAAAGAAAAAAGUUUUCCAGUGA